Armigeres subalbatus is the source of this 531-nucleotide messenger RNA. Its product is annotated as turripeptide Pal9.2-like. NCBI's taxonomy places the organism in Eukaryota, Metazoa, Arthropoda, Insecta, Diptera, Culicidae. The coding region runs from base 127 to 396 and encodes 89 amino acids. Gene Ontology annotation, molecular function: protein binding. The transcript is spliced from 3 exons. The record is from RefSeq and is a predicted model, not a curated record.
AUUAUUGUUCUCUUUUUCUGCUACCUACUUGAAUGACCGUAACGAGAUUUAGUGAUUUGUAGAAUUCCAUCUCAGUUGGUCGUGUUUCUGUUUAUUCCCGCAACAACGUUCAGACAACCAGUCGUCAUGCGUUUGGCAAUCGCUGUUCUAGCAGUUAUACUUGUUAUCGGAGUCGUCCAGGCGAGUCCUGCCAAGGAAAAGCCAACGAGCAAGUGUAAUGCAGCGUGCACAGAUGACUAUACGCCGGUAUGCGGCGGGGUCAAGGGCAGCAAGGAUAAACCCAUCAGUUUUGGAAAUGAAUGCGUUUUGCAGAAGUACAACUGCGAGAACAAAAAGAGUUUGAAUGUGCUGUCUCAAGGUGAAUGUCCCGGAGGCGGUGGCGUGAGACUGCAGUAAAGAAGAGAAGCGGAAAAAAAUUGAGGGCUGAAUAUCGCAUGACUUCUAAUCACACAAAAAUUGCCUAUAACGCACAUUUUUCUACUCGUUCAUCAAUUAUGUAUGUUUAAUAAAUCGGGCAAAUUAUUAAUCUAA